AGGGGUUUCCGAUCCAUUAUGAUGGAGGUUAGCCCACUGGGAUGGAAGGCUCCUACAGUGUUAAUGUAUGUUCGCUAGAAUUUGUCUCGACAGUUUUGCUUUUUUCUUUUUGCUGUUUUUUAUUUUUCAGAAACUUGCCUUGCAAUUUGAGAGAGCUUGUGACGUCUGAAUGCUCCGACGCCUGAUGUUCAGGCGAUUGUACUCUACCAAACCAUGGACUCAUGCUGAAGCCUCAAAAUGGUGCAAAAGCUUUAGUAAAGAGCAAAUUCCAAAAAGUGAUCUGAAAAUAACUGUCAGUCGAAGCAGUGGGCCCGGAGGCCAAAAUGUGAACAAGGUAAAUACAAAAGUUGACAUAAGGCUUGGUAUAAAAGAUGCAAAAUGGAUACCUGAAUAUGCGAGAAUCAAGAUUCUGCAGGAGGCCAAUGUUCGAACAACUAAGGACGGCCAGUUGAUAAUGGUCUCUGACAGAACCAGAUCUCAAGCUAAAAACUUGGAAGAUUGCAUGGAAAAACUCGCAGGUGUAAUCCGUUCUGCGGUACAGGUUCCGAAGGAUCCUGACGCUGAAACUAUCCAAAAAGUGAAGCAACUUGAGGAAACAGCCUACAUGAGACGUAAAGAUAGAAAACAGCUGCAUUCACAAAAAAAGGUCCAGAGAAAAUCCAAGGGUCCAGACUAUUAGCAGCAGACAUAGUCUAUAAAUGUUGCAAGAGGAAGCGACGGAACCAUAUUUCCAAGUAGAGACCCCCAUGCUGUUUAUUUGAUUUCAU
Messenger RNA from Umbelopsis ramanniana AG, 767 nucleotides. RefSeq lists its product as uncharacterized. The transcript has 4 exons. Gene Ontology annotation, cellular component: mitochondrial large ribosomal subunit. Gene Ontology annotation, biological process: mitochondrial translational termination. The record is from RefSeq and is a predicted model, not a curated record. NCBI's taxonomy places the organism in Eukaryota, Fungi, Mucoromycota, Umbelopsidomycetes, Umbelopsidales, Umbelopsidaceae. Gene Ontology annotation, molecular function: translation release factor activity. Bases 170 to 679 code for a protein of 169 amino acids.